This is a messenger RNA of Lagopus leucura (white-tailed ptarmigan), 3546 nucleotides long. It is a transcript of the gene GDF2, whose product is annotated as growth differentiation factor 2. Lineage: Eukaryota; Metazoa; Chordata; Aves; Galliformes; Phasianidae. Gene Ontology annotation, molecular function: growth factor activity; cytokine activity. Gene Ontology annotation, biological process: BMP signaling pathway; SMAD protein signal transduction. The record is from RefSeq and is a predicted model, not a curated record. Gene Ontology annotation, cellular component: extracellular region. The transcript is spliced from 2 exons. Bases 203 to 1486 code for a protein of 427 amino acids.
UGUACAACCAAUCUGCUUGACAACUGACAAGAGGCUGGGGUUUGAAGCAGACUGUGAAAAGAACACAAGAAAGUGAUUUGCAAAGGGCAUUCCAUCUGUUUGCCUUCCACCUCCUCUCCUCUGUCUGUAAAGAUUCAACAUUUUUAAUCAGUUAAAAUACUUAGUCCUCUUGUCUCUCCCUCAGAAAGUAAAUACAUAAGAAAUGCAUUAUUUUGGAGUAUUAGCUGCACUUUCUGUUUUCAAUAUAAUUGCCUGCCUGACAAGAGGCAAGCCUUUGGAAAACUGGGACAAGCUACCAGUUAUGGGAGAGUCUGACACAUUCUUUCAUGAUCCUGGGGAAAUGGAAGAUGAGACCCAUUUUGAUUUUAAAUCUUUCCUGGAGAAUAUGAAGACAGAAUUACUAAGAAGUUUGAAUUUAUCAAGGAUUCCCUCACAAGCGAAGACCAAAGAACCCCCACCACAGUUCAUGAUUGAUUUAUACAACAGAUACACAGCGGACAAGUCCUCCAUUCCUGCAUCCAACAUCGUAAGGAGCUUCAGCACUGAAGAUGUUGUUUCUUUAACUUCACCAGAAGAAAACCCAUUUCAGAAACACAUCUUGCUGUUCAACAUCUCUAUUCCACGAUACGAGGAAAUCACCAGAGCUGAACUGAGAAUCUUCAUCUCCUGUCACAAGGAAGUUGGGUCUCCCUCCAGACUGGAAGGAAACAUGGUCAUUUAUGAUGUUCUAGAUGGAGACCAUUGGGAAAACAAAGAAAAUAGCAAAUCUUUGCUUGUCUCCCACGGUAUUCAGGAGUGUGGCUGGGAAAUGUUUGAAGUGUCCAGAGCUGUGAAAAGAUGGGUCAAGGCAGACAAGAUGAAGACUAAAAACAAGCUAGAGGUUGUUAUAGAGAGUAAGGCUCUGGGUGGUUUCCCUUGUGGGAAGCUGGAUAUCAGUGUUACUCGUGACACUAAAAAUCUGCCCCUGUUAGUAGUAUUCUCCAAUGAUCGCAGCAAUGGGACAAAAGAGACCAAAGUAGAGCUCCGGGAGAUGAUUGUUCAUGAGCAAGAAAAUGUGCUAGACAAAUUAGGAAAGAACAACUCUUCAUCUGAAGAAGAACAGAGAGAGGAAAAAGCCAUCACUAGGCCCCAUCAGCAUUCCUCCAGAAGCAAGAGAAGCAUUGGAGCAAACCACUGUCGGAGAACUUCGCUCCAUGUGAACUUUAAAGAGAUUGGUUGGGAUUCUUGGAUCAUUGCACCCAAAGAUUAUGAGGCUUUUGAGUGUAAAGGAGGUUGCUUCUUCCCUCUGACAGAUAAUGUUACGCCAACAAAACAUGCUAUUGUCCAGACUCUGGUGCAUCUCCAAAACCCGAAGAAAGCUUCCAAGGCUUGUUGUGUUCCAACUAAAUUGGAUUCAAUUUCUAUUCUUUAUAAGGAUGAUGCUGGUGUGCCCACUUUGAUAUAUAACUAUGAAGGGAUGAAAGUGGCAGAAUGUGGCUGCAGGUAGUAUAUGCAGAAUAUCUAUAAGAAGAAGAAUACUCUUUUCUGCUGUCUGUGAAACUGUACAUUAGUGAUGUAAAUGAAAAUCCUUGCAAACAAGGUUUGGAGCACGGGAUGGAGCUGGUUGUUUGUUGUUGCUGCUUUUAAAGGAAAGCUGGCAUUUAAAGAAUGGCAAUCAUUGUAAAUAACCUGCAUUAUAUAUCAUUAAUUAAAAUUUUGUGAGAUUGAAAGAACUACGCAUUAUUUGGCCAGAGUGACAAAAACCAAAAACUUAUUUGAAUUUUUCUGUUAAACCAGUUCUGUUCAGGUCACAUGCAGUCUUUGGAAUUGAGGAUGUCUUUUAAAUUUCUAAUAGGCAUAGAAAUCUAACUCUCUCUGUCAGUUCUUACAUUCUUCUGUGUACUCACUGAACUGCAUAUAGUUUGCAUGAUAAAACAGGAAGUCUAAAUCCUGCAAACCUUUUCUCACAUCAGUAAUUUCAGAGACUUUUAAAAUCAUUUUAAUGCAAAGUAUUUACUCCUGAAAGUGAAGUUUUAAAAUUUCUCAAACAGAUGACACACUCCAUCUCAUCUGAUUCCCAAGUUUCCUUCUGUGGGUAGCAGGUGCCUUGGUUUCAGCUUUCUUAUCCUUGGUGUCCCUAUUUUUACCCCUUUAUGGCACAUACUUGAAUGAUAAGAAGUACAGCCUUCCGCUUCCAAGACACUGUUUCCUAGGAGGAACAGCAGGCCUUAUCUCCUCACAAAGAUAAGGAGCCACUUUGACCUACUGCAUAUUCUUAGUAUUUCUUUGCAAGAACAUGCAGUCAAAUCACAUCCAGUCUUAGGAUCUGUACCCUAACAAGUGUGGGGGUUGGCAGUGCUCAGCACUCAUGAAAAGAAAUAAACAAGCUAAUUUUUAGAGGCCUAAGUUCUUUGGAGUCUGACACCAGGCACUGCUUAUUUUCUUUAUUUUUUCUUAGGAUAAACGCCGUUUUACAUACAAAAUUCUUUCACUCUUUAGAAGUCUGGGAAAAAUUGAUAACUCCUUUUUUAAUGUUCUGGGGCACUUACUCACUUUAGGAGAAAUACACUACCAGACAACGGUUAUCCUGUCCUUACUUCUAUUUUCACUAAACAACAACUCCCAUGUUUCCUGCAACUAGGGAAAACUUUCUUCGAUUCUAAUGAAGGUUUUGCCUGUACAAGAAAAGACAGUGCUUUGCAUUGGUUUCAGGUGUGAUGGAAUGUGCCAUGUAAUGCCAUCAUAAUCCACUUUCUUCCUACUAUUCCACCUUCCAUCAAAAAAAUCUACCACUUUUGAUUCAAACCCACAGUGAACUACAUAUAUAUUCAAAAUAUUAAAUGUUAAUGAGACAAAAAUAUGCUUAAUAUGUGGAACCAAUAUGAUUUAAAUGUAUACAUAUGUUUUAAAUUAGGGCUGCCUGUGGGCAAGACGAAUUCAUUUGCUAUGAACAGCUCUGCUUGAAAUCUAAUAUGCAGUUUAUUUACUAUUGUUAACUGAAUACAGAGCGAAUAGCAGGUGAGUGCAAGCAGAGCAGUUGUAAUUCCAUCAAGAACUUUUGGUUACAUCACAAAUUAUGAGAACAAAGCAUGAUUCACCAGAAUCCUCUGACUGAUUUACAGCCUCUUCCAUUAGAAGAGGACUGCAAUUGGAUCAGAUCUGAGAUCGGGAUCCAUGAGAAUUCUAUCCAUCCAUAGCUGCAUGUCAUUAUCCUCUUAAUUUUCAUGUGGCAUCCUCUCAUUUUACUACUCCCCACUGGCUUCUGUCAUCUUACAGUUGUUAUGUCUUCCUCCUUGAAAUGUUUUCUCUCCCUUUUGUAUUGAUAUCUCCUAAAUUUAUAGUAUUUUGCACAACUUCUCUUCUUCAAGUAAAACAAACUACCAAGCAAACAUCUGGUGUGAUCACAUUAGAAUUCUUUUUCACCCAUGUGUCAAGGUAAUUGUAGCUGUGUGCCCUCAAGUCAUCUAAACACUAGGUCCUAGCUGUAAUUCUGACUUCAUAGAGUGCAGGAGUUUGUCAUUUAUCAAAUUAAUAAGUGGAGAAGAAAAGAGACAAGUCCUCACAUGU